AUGUUUGUCAUCGCCUUUGGACUCUCUGGGCACAUUCUUCCAAGGUUCGUGCCGAGUCAGUGCACCUCAGAGCAGGGCAUGUGUACGCCAGGCGUUUGCACCUGCCCGUUCCCUCUGAUGAAGCGGGAUUUGGUCACACAGGAUGCACUGGCCUGUUCCCAGUGUGUGGAAGAAUUUUGCCCAGCAGUGGCCGGAGGUGCUUCAACGUGUACUGAAUCCGCCUGCGCGUGCGAAGAUCCUUCUUGGCCCAGGAUAGAUGUUGGCCCACCAGGGCGACCCUGUUGGCAAUGCGUCCGGCCACAUGUUGACAUGACGCUUCGGUCAUCACGUGCAGAUGAGACAUGCCUUCGCGUGAUUGAUGACACUGAUGGUGUCCAGCUUGCAAGCUCGAAUUCAAGCUCUUGUACAGUGUUCCGUUUCAACGGCGCUUCAAUCUUGGCCAAGGCACACAACAACAGCUGUCUUACGUGGACAGAUUCUUGGAGCUUGGUGCCUUGUGGGCUCAAUGCCACUAAAUUUGUGCAGCGCACGGUGUCAAAGGAAGAGGCUGGUCGGAAGGACCUAUUUUGCGUGGACAGGCGAAAGCAGCUCUGCUUACAGGCUAUUGAGUACAUGUGCACAACAGAUCCUGCGCAUUGCAGCAUGGGCACAUGCCGGUGCGAAGACUCCUCGCACGUGCGAAAGGAAAUGCAGACAGCCAAUCGGUCUGUGUGCUAUGUGUGUGCACCUCCAGUACCAAGUUGCCCUGUGUCUUUAGAUUCCUGCAUCACGGGUCCGUGCGAGUGCCAUGAUGGCUUGGUUAAGGUUCACCUUGGGGAAGACUGCUACAGCUGUAGAGAGGAGACUCCUCCAACAGGACUUGCGUACUGUUGGUCCCUAGCUUCAGCUGUCACACAGUUAGUCGGCUGCGUUGCGCUGGUAGUUGCCAUUGCCUGCGCAGUGCGUCAUGCUGUUGUUGGAGGAAUUGGGCAGGUGUCUGCAAGCGUUCGACGUCGACGAAAUGCUGCCCCAAGGACAUGGUCUGAACAGUGGGCUCUCUACCUGCAAGAGGUCUAUGAGGCCGUCUGUGAAGGCACCCAAGAUUGGCAGUUCUUGCAGUUUGCAUGUGGCAGCGUGUGCCACUUGCUGGACAUGUGUGACGAUGCUUUAGAUCCAGUGUAUGUCUUCUUGGAGAAUAGCUUGGAUGCGAUGCAGGGCGGCAUGGCCACAGGCUUUCAGGCCGUUUGUGACGGCACCCGAGAUUGGCAGUCCUUGCAAUCUGCAUGUGGCAGCGUGUGCCACUUGCUGGACAUGUGUGACGAUGCUCUAGUACCAGUGUACGUCUUCUUGGAGAACGGCUUGGAUACGCUGCAGGGCAGCGUGGCUACAGUCUUCCAGGAUCUGUGCGGCAAGAGAGCCGUGGUUGAUGAAUCCAAGAAGCGCAUCCGAAAAGGAGAGUGCCAGCGACAGAAGGCGACAGCCAGGCGCAAAACUGGUCAAAGUGAUCCUGGGAAGGACCGGGGUGCCCACCAAGACGCGGAAGUGCACAACGCCAGUUUCAAGAAUGCUGCAGCGGCAGCAAAGGCUGCGCAGCAGUCCAUGCAAAAGCCUCUCGAAGAGGAUCCUCCACUGGAUGAAGCAUGGAUUGCUGCUAUGGAGCGCCAAGAGGAGAAAGAGAAAGAGGCAAACAGAGAGCGUGCUGCUGCACAAAGGAGGGAACGUACCCAUGCUGCGAGGGCAAGGCGUGCUCGGCACGGCUCUGAAGGCGCGCAAGAAGCCAAGAGUGACCAGAUGGACAGCCACCUCCAGGCUUCCGUUGCGGCUGAGACUGUGGACGCGGAAAGCCCGGAGGAUGAUGCAGCUGGAGGCGAGGCCGGCGAUCAGCAAGACGAUGUGCCCUCACGCGAGGAGGCCACUCCUGAAGUCCUCUUAGCCACAGAAGGAUACGGCGAAACAGAGGAGGCAGAGGAAGGAUGGAUCAAGAGCUCCGCGGCGAAGAUGCGAGGUGGCAGGAGAAGAGGCGAGCGAAGCACUGCAGGUGUUUCACAGACUCACAGCCGUGCUGCAGUUGAGCCGCAAGCAGAAGAGGAGGGUACUGUGCAGAUGGACCUGCAGCCAGACGAGCCUGAGGAGGUGCAAGGUAGGGAGCCGUUGGAACGGCAGACCGAACCAGCGGAGACCCCACAGACGGCUCAAGAUGCACCCAGCGCCCUUUCCAAGCGGCAACGGCAACGCCUGCGGCAGCGCCAAGCCACGGAAGAUGCACGAGCAUCUGGCCGCAAGCCAGAGCGGCCCGAGGCCCGCGCCAAGAUGGCCGCCAAGCCUGCCUUAGAUACGACCACGUCUACGGAUGCUCCGGCGCUCGAAGAAGCCGAAGAAGGAGCCACAGCAUCCACUGUGGCCUCGCCUGGCGCCUCUUCCUCGGAUCACGUCUCAGCAGACGCCUCGAAGGUGCUCAGCUCGAAGGCUCUUGGUCCACUGGAGCCUCAGCCAUCUUUCGCUGACAUCGUGGCUGGCAGACCACCAAGGUUGUCGGGAGACGAACCGGAGAGCCUGAAGGCCACGGAAGAGUUGCAGUUUGCGGUGAAUGCUCCGGAUUUCGUGCCUCUUGCAGCCAUGACUGAGAUGCCGUUUGAGGGCAUCGUCUCCUUGUACCCGGUCCAGGGAGUGGAGAACAAUACUGGUUAUUGGACUCAGGACAUGAUCAAUGGCCCAGUCACAUUUCCGUUCCAGUGGUCUUGCGAUCCAAAGUGUUUGUCCGAGCUUAGUGGCAAGUCCUCCCCGGAUGUCGACGACCAAAUUCAGAAGGUGAAACUUUGUGUGAAGGUGUCAUGUUUGCCAGCUGACACGAUACCCUCGUGCUUUAUCAAUCAGCUGGAUGCGUGGGGUCUUGGAGGGACAUACGACUUUGUGCAUGUGGUGAAAGACGGUGACGUGUGCAUGGCCUUCGUCAAUUUCAUCGAUCCUGUAUUCGUCAUGCUGUUCACUUGCAUCUGCCAGGAGUAUAGCUUCCAAGGGAGCAUCACUAUGGCUGAUGUGCAGGGGCUGGAGGCCUUGAUUGCACAUUGGUCAAACAACAAUGCCCAGAGCAAAAACUGCCAGCCCGUGAUCUUCCCGAAUGCAAGGCCCAAUCAAUGGGCCGUAAACACGGUGAACAACAUGCUCUUGCCGCACCCAUUGAAAGAUCAGUUUCGGAAGACAAAAAUGUGUGCUUACAACAAGAAGAAGAUGUGCGAAAUGGGUCCUGGAUGUCCCUACGCACACUCCAGAGGAGAAUUGCAGCCAAUGCCAGACUUGGUAAAGACCAAGCUUUGCUACAACUUCUUCCAGAGGAGAUGCACAGAUGCGAACUGCAAGUUUGCCCACGGCUCCGCGGAACUGCGGUCCGUGUGGACGCAGAUGCCGUAUGGCACCUGGCCGAUCGAUGAGGCUGGCAAGUGGAAUCCCCUCGGCGAGGAGCCACCAGCAGUGAGCCGGGAGACUGCGACUGCUCUUUGGGACGUCUUUGUUCUGUUCGGUACCAACUUUCAGGACAUCCAGAGCGCACCAUGGAGGAGUGCUUGCACGAGUCGCGACAAAGGCGAUGCCGUUCAGAGCGAAGCGUUUUCUGAAGAAGGCAGAACCAGAACUUCCACAAGAACCUCCAGUCUGGAUGAGGAAGGGAAGGUUCCACUCCGCGUCCGCAACACCUUUUUGGAAGUCAUGCAGGUUGACACGGAUGACGAAGAAGAUGUUGGAAAACAGCCUUCCAUGAAGCGGUCUUUCAGUGACAGCCACAUGGAAACUCUCAGAGAGGCGAUGCACGAGGCAAGCGACCUGUAG
Messenger RNA from Symbiodinium pilosum, 3801 nucleotides. NCBI's taxonomy places the organism in Eukaryota, Dinophyceae, Suessiales, Symbiodiniaceae. The record is from the annotation of a GenBank genome assembly.